Colius striatus (speckled mousebird) is the source of this 2379-nucleotide messenger RNA. RefSeq names its product phosphatidylinositol 3,4,5-trisphosphate 5-phosphatase 2-like. Gene Ontology annotation, molecular function: protein binding. The record is from RefSeq and is a predicted model, not a curated record. NCBI's taxonomy places the organism in Eukaryota, Metazoa, Chordata, Aves, Coliiformes, Coliidae. The coding region runs from base 1 to 1602 and encodes 533 amino acids. The transcript is spliced from 11 exons.
AUGGGCUGCACCGACGACAUCGUCACCAGCGACCACUCGCCCGUCUUCGCCUCCUUCGAGGUGGGGGUCACCUCCCAGUUUGUCUCCAAGAAAGGGCUGUCCAAGGCCUCGGAACAGGCUCACAUCGAGUUCGAGAGCAUCGAGGCCAUCGUCAAGACCUCCAGUCGCAGCAAGUUCUUCAUCGAGUUCUACUCCACCUGCCUCGAGGAGUUCAAGAAGAGCUUCGAGAACGACGCCCAGAGCAGCGACAACAUCAAUUUCCUCAAAGUGCAGUGGUCGGCUCGGCAGCUGCCCACCCUCAAACCCAUCCUGUCUGACAUCGAGUACCUGCAGGACCAGCACCUCCUGCUCAGCGUCAAGUCCCUGGAUGGAUACGAGUCCUACGGGGAGUGCGUGCUGGCGCUCAAGUCCAUGAUCGGCAGCACAGCGCAGCAGUUCCUGACGUUCCUGUCGCACCGCGGCGAGGAGAGCGGCAACAUCCGCGGCUGCAUGCGGGUGCGAGUGCCCGCCGAGCGCUGCGGCACCAGGGAGCGGCUCUACGAGUGGAUCAGCGUGGACAAGGACGAGGCGGCGGCGGGCAAAGGGAAGGGGCUGCCCGGAGCCAGGGGCACGCAGGAGCACGGCAGGUCUGUGGGCCGCAAGCCCCCCGCUGCUGAGCCCCCCAGCGCCGUGAAGCCCCCGGAGGAGCCUGAGAAGAGCAGCACAGCAGCAGCCCCCCGGCCCCCAGCCCCACUCCGUGGCCCCUCCAGGGAUGAAACCCCCCCGAGCCGGUCCAAGCUGGAGGCUGAGGGGGGGCCUCCCAAGAACAGCUUCAACAACCCAGCUUACUACGUGCUGGAGGGGGUCCCACACCAGCUGCUGGCCCCUGGGGACCCCGGGAAGCCCCCAGCCCCCAAAGCCAAGGGGCAGCCGCCCGAGCGCCGCCGGCACCUUUCCACCGGGAUGUGCCACGAGGGCGACGCCGCUGACGGCCACAGGAGCUCGUCAGAUGAGGAGCUGGGGACCCUCAACCUGCCCCCCCCAGCUUUCCCCCCGCCCCCACUGCCCAGGGAGCUCGAGCAGCCCCCCAACCCCUUCCCCAAGGAGCCUCUGGCCGGAGAGCCCCCCCAGCCCAAGCUGCAGCCCCGACCUCUGCCCCCUCACUCUGCCUUGGGGCUGGAGGGGGCUGCUGGGACCCCCAGCCCUGGGGGGCUGCUGGAUGAUCGCUCCUGCUCCGUGCUGCAGAUGGCCAAGACGCUGAGUGAGGUGGAGUAUGGUGCUGGGAGGGGGAAGGGGGCUGCUGGCACCACGGCGCCGCUGGCCAAGCCGCCCCCCCGCUGCCAGCCCCUCGCCUUCCCCCCACACUCCAUCCGAGAGAGCAUCCAGGAGGACCUGGCUGAGGAGGCUCUGUGCCAGGGGGUCCGUGCCAUGGGCCCCGUGCCCGGGGUGGGCGAGUGGCUGCGGGCGCUGGGGCUGGAGCGGUACGAGCAGGGGCUGCUGCGCAACGGCUGGGACGACCUCGAGUUCCUCAGUGACAUCACGGAGGAGGAUCUGGAGGAGGCCGGGGUGCUGGAGCCCUCCCACAAACGCGUCCUGCUGGAGAGUCUGCAGCCCCACAAGUAGCCCCAGGGUGCUGAGCACACGGUCCUGGGUGCUGAGCACACGGCUCUGGGUGCUGAGCACAUGGCCCAGGCUGCUGGGACACAGCCCCGAGGUGCUGAGCUCUCCAGGUCUGGGGUGCUGAGCACACAGCCUGUAGGGUGCUGAGCUCCCCAGCCCUGGGGUGCUAAGCACAUGGCCCUGGGGUGCUGAGCACAUGCCCUUGGGUGCUGAGCACGUGGCCCUGGGUGCUGAGCACGUGGCUCCAGGUGCUGAGCACACGGCCUUGGGUGCUGAGCACACAGCCUGCAGGGUGCUGAGUUACCCAGCUCAAGGGUGCUGAGCACACAGACUGAAGGUGCUGAGCUCUCCAGAUCUGGGGUGCUGAGCACACAGCCUGUAGGGUGCUGAGCGCAUGCCCUUGGGUGCUGAGCACAUGACCCUGGGUGCUGAGCACGUGGCCCAGGCUGCUGGGACACAGCCCCAAGGUGCUGAGCUACUCUGACCUGGGGUGCUGAGCACACAGACUAGAGGUGCUGAGCUACCCAAACCUGGGGUGCUGAGGACAUGGCCCUGGGGUGCUGAGCACACAUCUUGCAGGGUGCUGAGCUCCCCAGCCCCAGGGCGAUGAGCACACAUCCUGCAGGGUGCUGAGCUCCCCAGCCCCAGGGUGAUGAGCACACAUCCUGCAGGGUGCUGAGCUCCCCAGCCCCAGGGUGAUGAGCACACAUCCUGCAGGGUGCUGAGCACACAGCCCGUUCCCCAGGGUCCUGCAUCCCAUGGCUGAGGGUGCUGGGUGCU